Molecule: messenger RNA, 1537 nt
Organism: Gastrolobium bilobum
Lineage: Eukaryota; Viridiplantae; Streptophyta; Magnoliopsida; Fabales; Fabaceae
Exons: 9
Coding region: 162-1304 (380 amino acids)
Source: RefSeq, a predicted model, not a curated record
GCAAAUAGGAAUUGGAACAAAGGAAAGAAAAGAAAAGGAAAAGGAGAGGACUAUAUAUUAUAUUCUAUAUUCGAUUUGGCAAAAAGCCAAAAUUCUCAAAAUUUCUCAAUUCUGAUACUAAGUGUGUGUGAUUGAACAUUGAAGGUGUUGGGUUUGGUUCUAUGGAAGCACUGUCGAUUACCCCUGACGCUUAUUCACUGCUCCUCCAUACUCCUUCUUCCCUCACAACACCAACGCCGCCGCGACUUUCUUUCCUUAAAAUCCCACAACACUCGCUGUCACUGUCACUCUCACAGUCGCAGGUUGUCCCUCUUCGUGUUUCUGCUCUCCCAAGUGAUGUUCCAAUCGAAGAUGAUGCCUUCAGUUUAGCUUCUCACCCUCAACCUCAGGAAAAUUUAGACCAUUGUCAGAGUACUGAUGAAGACACAGAUGAGCCAUUACAAAUGGACAUGUCAUGGUCAACUAUGACAACCCCGGGUGGGGGUACCAGGGCUGGACUUUUCAGAACACCGAUUUCUGGUGGCGUGCAGAGUGCAACCUCAGCUCAUGGUUUACCGAGACCGGCCUUGGCAGUACGCAAUUUGAUGGAGCAGGCCAGAUUUGCUCAUUUGUGCACUGUAAUGUCUCGUAUGCACCACCGACGAGAAGGAUAUCCAUUUGGUUCGCUGGUUGAUUUUGCACCAGACUCAAUGGGCCAUCCAAUAUUUUCAUUUUCUCCUCUCGCAAUUCACACAAGGAACUUGUUGGCUAACCCAAGAUGCACACUUGUUGUUCAGGUACCUGGAUGGAGUGGCUUGUCCAAUGCAAGGGUAACUAUUUUUGGGGAUGUCUAUCCACUUCCAGAAGAUCAACAGGAAUGGGCUCAUAAGCAGUACAUUGCGAAACAUCACCAGGGUCCUUCUCAGCAGUGGGGUAACUUCUACUAUUUUAGGAUGCAGAAUAUAAGCAGUGACAUAUAUUUCAUUGGAGGCUUUGGUACUGUUGCUUGGGUGGAUGUAAAGGAAUAUGAAAGUCUUCAACCUGAUAAAAUUGCAGUUGAUGGUGGUGAGCAGUAUCUAAAGGAACUCAAUGCCAUCUUUUCAAAGCCCCUAAAGAAACUUCUAUCUAAGGAGACUGAGGUAGAUGACGCGGCACUCAUAUCUAUAGACAGCAAAGGGACUGAUAUUAGGGUCCGUCAAGGUGCCCAGUUCAACAUUCAGCGGAUAUCAUUUGAUGAAGGGCAGAGUGUAGAAACAUUAGAAGAUGCUAAAGCUGCUCUUCAGAAAUUAAUACACAGGGGAAAAGUGUAUAACUUGCAGACAUAAGACGUUGGUUGUGCGUAAUAGUAUCCUCUCCCCUUUGACGAGGGGACAAGAUUCCGAUUUCAUGUAGUUUUUUUUUGGACUCAGUUUAUUUUGGCUAACAAGCACCGGAAAGUGUAUUAUUAUUCAUGUAACUGCAUGGAUAUUUUGUUAAGGCUGGUCGUGAGACGUCUUUUUUGGGAUUUAACCCCAUAGUCAAAGUAGAAAUAAUAUUUUAGAACUCCGAAGAAAUAAUA